AUGAAAAACCAUUUAUAACAAAUGCAAACAUAGAUUGUUUCUUCACAAUAAAAAAAAAAAUUAAUUGUAACUUAAAACCAAGCUCAAAAGACAGCAUUUGACUAUAUUGUAUUAGUAAAUAAACCAUUAAAGAUAAAAGAGCCAAUCACACCUAUAAAAGAAGAAAAACCUGAAUCAGUAAAAGACAUAAGGAGAUAAAAACUAAUUAAUAAAAUAAAAAAAUUGAAUGAAGAGUAGGCUUCAAAGGAAUCUAAAACUCAAUUUACUAAUACUUCUGAGUUUUUAAAUUAUAUAGAUGAACAUAAGACUGAUUUGAAGCUUAAAAAAAAAAGUAUUGCCACCUCCUAAACAGCUCAUAAGAGCAAUAAUUAGAAAGACAGGUGA
Messenger RNA from Tetrahymena thermophila SB210, 384 nucleotides. RefSeq lists its product as hypothetical. The transcript has a single exon. NCBI's taxonomy places the organism in Eukaryota, Ciliophora, Oligohymenophorea, Hymenostomatida, Tetrahymenidae. The record is from RefSeq and is a predicted model, not a curated record.